GACACAGCAGAAGAUAUCCACUCCAUUGACAGCUGUGAGUACAUCUGGGAGGCUGGUGUGGGCUUUGCUCACUCUCCACAACCCAACUACAUCCAUGACUUGAACAGGACAGAGCUGCUUAAGCUCCUUUUGACCUGUUUCUCUGAGGCCAUGUAUUUGCCUCCCUCGUCGGACAGCAGCAAUGCCAACCCCUGGGUGCAGUUCUUCUGCUCUACUGAGAACAGACACGCACUCCCUCUCUUCACCUCGCUCCUGAACAUCGUCUGCGCCUACGACCCAGUGGGCUAUGGGAUUCCUUACAACCACCUGCUCUUCUCCGACUACCGUGAGCCGCUGGUGGAGGAGGCGGCCCAGGUGCUGAUAGUCACCUUGGACUAUGACAGCUCCACCAGUUCAAGUCCCACUGUGGAUGGCACAACCACUGGCACAGCUAUGGAUGAUGUGGAUCCUCCAGGACCAGACAAUCUAUUUGUAAAUUACCUCUCAAGAAUACACCGAGAAGAGGAUUUCCAGUUCAUCCUGAAAGGAGUGGCCCGCUUGUUAUCAAACCCGCUGGUCCAGACCUACCUGCCAAACUCUGCCAAGAAGAUUCAGUUCCACCAGGAGCUCCUCGUCCUCUUCUGGAAACUCUGUGACUUCAAUAAGAAAUUUCUCUUUUUUGUGCUGAAGAGCAGUGAUGUUCUUGACAUUCUCGUCCCAAUCUUAUAUUUUCUCAAUGAUGCCAGAGCAGACCAAUCACGAGUGGGCUUGAUGCAUAUUGGGGUCUUUAUCCUCCUGCUCCUCAGCGGGGAGCGCAACUUCGGGGUUCGACUGAACAAGCCCUAUUCUGUGCGAGUGCCUAUGGACAUCCCUGUCUUCACAGGGACACAUGCAGACCUGCUCAUCAUAGUCUUUCACAAGAUCAUAACCAGCGGGCACCAGCGGCUGCAGCCCCUCUUUUCCUGCCUGCUCACCAUCGUGGUGAACGUGUCUCCGUACCUGAAAUCUCUCUCCAUGGUGGCUGCUAACAAGUUGCUGCAUCUCCUGGAAGCUUUCUCCACUACCUGGUUCCUGUUCUCUGCUGUCCAGAACCAUCAUCUUGUUUUCUUCUUGCUAGAAGUUUUCAACAACAUCAUUCAGUACCAGUUUGAUGGGAACUCCAAUUUGGUCUAUGCUGUUAUCCGCAAGCGCAACGUGUUUCACCAGCUGGCCAACCUGCCCACGGACUCGCAGGCCAUCCAGAAGGGUCUGCAGCGCAGGAAGAAAACGCCGGAGCCGAUUUCCCGCACCAACUCCCAGGAUGGGGUCUCCAUGGAGGGCUCACGGCCUGCUGCUCCGGCGGAGAAGACAAGCUUGGUAGCUACUCCGGGAAUCGACAAGCUCACCGAGAAGUCACAGGUGUCAGAGGAUGGGACCAUGCGUUCACUGGAGCCCGAGUCCUUGCAGCCCCUACCAGAGGGUAACACCCCCUCGGCUGUGAAUGAUGGGGAGCCCUGGACUGGGGAGGCAUCACAGCCCCGACGGGAUCGAAGGCGUCUCUCUAGUGCAUCCUCCACUGGGCAGUGGACCCCAACUCCUGACUGGGUGAUGUCUUGGAAGUCAAAGCUGCCCCUACAGACAAUCAUGCGGCUCUUACAGGUGCUGGUGCCUCAGGUGGAGAAGAUCUGCAUUGACAAAGGUCUCACAGAUGAAUCAGAGAUUCUCAAGUUCUUGCAGCAUGGCACACUGGUGGGGCUCCUACCCGUCCCUCACCCCAUCCUCAUCCGCAAGUACCAGGCUAACUCGGGCACUGCCAUGUGGUUCCGGACCUACAUGUGGGGAGUUAUUUAUUUGAGGAAUGUGGAUCCCCCCAUCUGGUAUGACACAGAUGUGAAGCUGUUUGAAAUUCAGCGGGUCUGAGAGCACUUACCUCUGCUAAGAGAAAUACACUGGAUCUAAGGACUUUGCUGUGUGCUGCUUCAUCACAGCUGUUUCUGCAUUUCACAUCCAGCUGAGAGACCAAAAGGACAAUCGCUUCAUUUACCUCCCUGUCAUUUUAAGCUUUAAUUGGGAUUUGCUUGGACAUCCCUCCCCUCAGCUCACUUCUCUUCCCUUGCCCUUCACCAUGAACCUUGAGUGAAAGAUGUGUAAGGGAUCAUCCACUCUUGUGGUUGCACUAGAAAUCAGACUGUUCUUAGCUCGUAGGUUACUCUUCUGCUCCUCAAGUUGCUUUAGAAACCAAUGUGACGCUGUCCUUGCCCAGGUCAGAGUCAACAUUUAAUUGAAAGACUGGCUGUAAAUUGGGUGCAAGGGAGAAGCUGCUAUUCCUGCAGGAGAUGGGGAUUUGGAAACCUGUGGUUACUUCCAUGUGGCUUCAUAAAGUUUCCAAGGUGUCCCUUCUGACUGCAGAUGUCUCCCAGAUGUCUCACUCGUACAUUGGUGGUAGCAUUUUUCCCAGCCAAAUGAAAGGAGUUGCUAACAGAUAUCUCUGUUCUCAUCUCAGUUCUGAAUCUCUUUACCCCUUUCGUGGAAAGCUGCUUAAGGGGGUUUGCAGUAACCAGUGCAUCAGUGUGGUAUGGGAAGCUCUUCCUUGGCUUCUGGGCCCACCAGCCUGUCCCUCGUGG
Molecule: messenger RNA, 2582 nt
Organism: Tinamus guttatus (white-throated tinamou)
Lineage: Eukaryota; Metazoa; Chordata; Aves; Tinamiformes; Tinamidae
Source: RefSeq, a predicted model, not a curated record